Messenger RNA from Fusarium graminearum PH-1, 882 nucleotides. RefSeq lists its product as uncharacterized. The transcript is spliced from 3 exons. NCBI's taxonomy places the organism in Eukaryota, Fungi, Ascomycota, Sordariomycetes, Hypocreales, Nectriaceae. Bases 1 to 882 code for a protein of 293 amino acids. The record is from RefSeq and is a predicted model, not a curated record.
AUGGUCUACACUAGGAAAAGAACCGUACCUUACCCGGCACCCCGGCCUGUCUUAUUCAAAAACCUCCAAUCACUCUCUUGUCAGAGGUCACAACCGACGAUAAAUCCCAGCGGCAGAGCCCGUUGGUCGGGAGGGGCUUUCAGGGCCCCCUGGUAUGCCUUCCAAUUCCUGGGUCCUUGUGGGCCUACGAAGCCAACGAAUCGUAAUAAAGCUAGAGAAUCUGAUGCUGAGCAGAUCUGUCUUUUGACAUGUUUUGCGGGACACCCCAGUCUCAUCUCUGUGUCACCAUCCAUUCUGCGUCUUCCAACGAUCGAUCGGUGGCACGGCAUAGUCCACGAGUCUCGAAAUAUUAUUUCAAAGACGUGGCGGCGUUCUUCAUCGGACGUGCCAAGUCACUGUGCUCCUGACAGCAAAAAGCAAUAUGUCUAUCCACAACACCAUAUGUACCAUGCUAAUGUCGCCCCUUGCCGCCACGGCUCAGGAUCGAAGGCUGCUAAAGCUCAACCGAUUGGGUAUCCUUCACGACAACGCCGUCGCUUAUCUCGCGUUUGCCAAGUUGCCGUCCAUCACCAUGACCUGCAUACCGUAUCCACUGUUUCUAUUGAAUGCCAGCCUCCCAAAGGCUGCAAAUAUUUCAUCAACGACCACCCGGACAAAUACAAUGACGGCCGGACUUUGUCAAAUACAAGAACCGCUUUCCUCCAACGUGGCCAGACAUGUUUCAUAGGCCAAAUUGCCUGUCUGGACAGGCUACAGGGCGAGAGGUACAACCCCUUAUGCACGAGCUGCAAGCCGCUACUUAUUGCAACUUUGUCAAACUGCUACACAAGGAAAAGCGGUGACGGUGAUGCUUCUGUUCAAAACCUCCGAGUUGUGUAUUGA